This is a messenger RNA of Phytomonas sp. Hart1, 840 nucleotides long. The record is from the annotation of a GenBank genome assembly. Lineage: Eukaryota; Euglenozoa; Kinetoplastea; Trypanosomatida; Trypanosomatidae.
AUGCAAAAGAUCCGCGCGGAGAUGGCAGCCGCGGACGACGCCCACGCAAAGGCGAUCUCCCAGCUCGAGCAUGACGCUGCGGAGCGGGCGGCGCAGGAGGCCGCGACGUGGCGAGCGAACCUCGACGAUAUUCAACAGAGGGCCGAAAAGGAGUACCGGGAGAGGGAGGAAUACCACGCGACGGAGCUUGAGGCUCGGCUGGACGAGCUGCGGGAUGCGAAAGACGGCAUUAUCUCGGACUACGAACGCGAGCUCUCGCGCGCCAUGGAUAAACAACAUAACACCGAACGCGAGGUGGAAUUCCUGAAGGAAAAGCUGUAUGGGACUGAAAAAGAGCUCCGUGAUGCGGCGGAUCAAAUGCAAAAGGAGCGCUGCGAGGCUGAAGAGACUCUUGUUCAGGUGAGGGGCGAACACUCCGAAGCGAUGCAGCGCGCCGAAGGUGAACACAACACGCGGCUCAAUCUGUUAGUUUCGGAGCACAAGCGACUCUCGGAUAGGGCUCUUUUAGAGUUUGAAGCUGAGAAACGCACCCACCAAAUGCUGAUCACUCGGAUGAAAGAAAGCUACGAGGAGCUUCUGCACAAAUAUAACUACCGCGAGUCCCGUCCUGAGGAUGUCAAUCUUAUCAACCAACUAACAAAAUCUGGCCAUGAAAAAGAUAAAGCACUCAAAAAGGCCCAACAGGAUUUACAACUAUACAAGCUAGAGCUUAUUAAUCGAGAGGAGAAUUACAACAAACUCUUUGGAAGGAGCCCUGUUAUAGCAAUAGAUGCUCAAAACCAACGUACAGGUACCAGCCUUCCAUCAAUUAGACAAACACAAAAAGGCACUUCAAAGUAA